GACUAGCCAUUGGAUUUACUGCAUUGAAAUCUGUCAAAGACCUGGAACGGUUCUACAAGACUGAGAAGCAAGCAAGAACGAAUCAUCCGGUUUACACAAGAUCGUUAGACAAUAUCGGAUAUUGAAGCGCGGGGGCUGCAAACAUUUCCACUACAAAAAGAUGUCACAAGAGGCUACCAUCAUAGCUGUUGACAACAGUGAUUACAUGAGAAAUGGGGACUUCUUUCCAUCUCGUCUGCAAGCACAAAAUGAUGCUGUGAGCUUGAUAUGUCAGAGUAAACGCCAACGCAAUCCAGAAAAUACGCUUGGUUUACUAUCCCUUGCGAAUACGGAAGUACUUUGUACAUUAACAAACGAUGUGAGCAAAAUAUACAACCGUUUGCAUCUUGUUGAGCCGAAGGGGAGUAUUAUAUUCUGUUCAUCUAUCAGGAUUGCACACCUUGCACUUCGUCAUCGUCAGUUAAGGCAUCAAAAGAUGCGGAUAGUGUGUUUCAUCGGGAGUCCUAUAGAAGAAAGUGAGGAGGAUUUAAUUAAGCUUGCAAAACGUCUCAAGAAAGAGAAAGUCAACGUUGAUAUAAUUAACUUUGGGGAAAAUGAAGCGAACCAGGAGAAAUUGUCAAAGUUCAUAGACACACUGAAUGGCAAGGAUGGGAGUGCCUCCCAUCUCGUUUCUAUUGCGCCAGGAACAAUUCUACAUGAUACACUAGUAACAAGUCCUGUCGUUGCCGGCGAAGAUGGUGCUGGACUUGGUGGUGCUGGACUAGGAUUGGAGUUUGGAUUAGAUGGUGCUGAAGAUCCUGAUUUGCUUUACGCACUCAGGGUUUCGAUGGAGGAUCAACGUAUGCGGCAAGAGCAUGAGGUUAAUGCAGAUAGUAGCAAUUCACCUGCUGUAACCGCUUCUCUACCAGCUGGAUCAGGAACAUCUGAAGAGGCUAUGCUUCAACAGGCUUUAGCUAUGUCAAUGCAGAUGGAUAAUACGGGGUCUGCAUCUUUACCUAUGGACAUUGAUUUGGCCGCCAUGUCUGAAGAAGAUCAAAUCGCCUAUGCGCUACGCAUGUCUCUGCAACAAAUGGAGGAGGAAACUACACCAACAAAUGCUACCUUGAAACCUAACAAGACUAGUGCUGAAUCAUCUGCUGUGGCUAUGGAUAUAGACCAGACGCCGACCAAAGCUGCGGAAAAGCCAGAAGUAGCUACUGGUUCUGGUACAUUAGCUGCUGCAGCAGCAUCAGCUCUUGGCCCUUCAACAGUUCACACAUCUGCUGACUUAGAUGUUAUGUAUGAUGCAGAGUUUUUGGAGUCUGUUUUGCAAAGCUUACCUGGUGUGGAUACACAGAAUGAAGAUGUUCGUAAGGCUAUAAGUGCUCUGACCAAACCACAAUCCCAGGGGAAUUCAACCAAGGAUGAAAAGAAAAGUAAGGAUAAGCAAGAGGACUGAGUGAUUGUUUGUCGAUUGGAUUUAACAAGUCUGCAUGAGUUUGUUUCGUGACAAAAUUGUUUGCUGUCAUUUACUCUUUUUGUUAUUUUUCUCUUCUAAGAGUCAAAUGGAAAUGUCACCAAAUAAACUAUACUGUUUUCAUUCAUCCAGUUUAUUUAGUUAACGUACUGUGCUUUUGUUUGUAACACAUUUUGUUGCUAUAAGCGAAAGUUUUCUAAGAUAUCUAUCCGUCUGUGAAUAUGGGAGUUAUACUCUA
Heterobilharzia americana is the source of this 1694-nucleotide messenger RNA. The record is from the annotation of a GenBank genome assembly. Lineage: Eukaryota; Metazoa; Platyhelminthes; Trematoda; Strigeidida; Schistosomatidae.